GAUGCGUCUUAUUUCCAUAGAAACGCUGUACCUUGAAUGCGGAGGUUCAAGGAGAGUGACUUCAAAUGGCAAACAAUCUUGUCAUCAGAGCUUUAAGAGGAAAUGCAAAAUCGUUUAGUUUGAGUUCUAAGAAUAUAAACCAGAUUCCUAGCACAGUUGCAAAUCUUACAAGUCUUUUGAAACUACAGUUAAAUAACAAUUGCCUUUCAACUCUGCCCAUUGAAUUGCAGUCUUUGUGCCACUUGACAGAGCUGAACCUGGGAAACAAUCUUCUCGAAGAGAUUCCACCUGUUCUGAAGUAUCUUCCAUCGCUAAGAAAACUGUAUGUAUUUGGAAACCAAAUCGAAAAUUUGCCUGAAGACAUUUUUGGUGCGCUCUCAAAACUUGUCCUUCUGAAUUUGAAUCACAACAAAAUUAGAGUCCUUCCACCAGAGAUAAAAGGGCUUACUCACUUGGAAAUUUUGAGUCUGACUCACAACCAACUGGAAGUUAUUCCUGCUGAAAUAGCUUUGCUUAAUAAGCUGACUGAGCUCAACUUAACUAACAACAACCUUGUCACUUUGCCACCACAACUCUGCUUCUUGCCACAACUGUCAAAGCUCUAUAUUGCAAGAAACUAUCUGAAAGAACUACCUGAGGGGAUAUUCAGACUGUCGAAGCUCAAAGUCCUAGAUGUUGCAGGAAAUUGUCUGACCAUGUUUCCAGUGGAUUUCCACCUUGUCAGGGUGGAGGAGCUGUACUGCGAAGGAAAUGCUUUCGUCCAGCACAAAUUGGUAGAAUCCAUUCAAGAGACAGAGGUGCUGUCUUUAAAGGAGCAGGCGGCCAGGCUGAUCCUGAUGGAGUGCAGGAGGGAGCGCUCUGUCCUGCGCCGGGCCCUGGCGCUCCACCCGGCCGUGGCGGACGCGCUGUCUCUGGCGGGCAGGUGUGCCCUCUGCUCUCAGGCCUUCCUCACCACCUGGCUGGAGUGCGUGCGGUUUGUUAACCUCAGGAAGGACAUGAAGUUGAGAAGCUCGCAGUCCGUCCCAGUGCGAGUUCAGCUCUGUUCCUACAGCUGCUUCAACCAGAGCGGUCACAUGUACUACGGAGUUGCAUCUGUAUAGAAAAAAAGGUGUAAGUCUGUUUAUAUGCCUCUGAAUGGCUUUCUUUAGAAUGACCUUUGGUUAAAAGCUACUGUGGCUAAAUCUUUAUACGGAAGUCUGUGGUGUGAUGUGCUCCAUUUUACAUGGCAAGAAAAAAAAAUACAUUUAUAUAUAUAUAUAUAUACACACACACACGGUAUAUAUAUAUAUAUAUAUGUGUGUGUAUGUAUACACGCAUUUUUUAAACCAAAAAAUAGCCUGCACAUAUGUUCAAUACUUCUUUGCUAAUUCACAUCUAAAAGCAGAUGCAAAAUUUCUUCAGCUAUAAAUAGAUGUGUUCUGCUGCUGUAAACAUCUAAUGUUCCAAAUAAAGUCAGUCCAUCUUGUGCUUUUCUCCAUGACAUCAUUUAAAAUACACUCAAAUUUACAUCUGAGAAAAAAAAUUAAUUACAUUACAACAUUAAAUAUACCAAAAGAAAAGAACAUAUUCCAAAUUCAAUAUUUGUCAGUCUCUAAGCAAUUGCAUUUUAUAUCCCGAGACUUACUGGUAUUUGCUAAAUGCUGUGGCACAAGUCCUCCACUAGGUGACAACAGUAGUACAGAAUGAUGGCCUGAUGUCUUUGUGCAGAUAUGCAAUUGUGUUUUUAUAUAAAUGUCAAAGACAUAAAUUCUAGUACAUUUGAACAUGCAUGAAGUAUUUGGCUAUCUUCAGCUUAAUUUAGGCAUAUCACCACAUUUCCAUACUCCCUGUUCUAGCCAGACUGAGUUCUGAAAAACGUACUCUGUUAAAUAUUGAAAGGUUGCUGUAGCUGGGGAAAAAGUCUGUAUAAUGCUGAGAACUUGUCAUUCGGCUCUUCUUGGUCCUGUACAGUUCCUUGUGGCUAAUUUCUUUUCACAUAAAAACAGUAUAUAAAACA
Anguilla anguilla (European eel) is the source of this 1996-nucleotide messenger RNA. It is a transcript of the gene lrrc69, whose product is annotated as leucine rich repeat containing 69. The coding region runs from base 66 to 1100 and encodes 344 amino acids. The transcript has 8 exons. The record is from RefSeq and is a predicted model, not a curated record. Gene Ontology annotation, molecular function: protein binding. Lineage: Eukaryota; Metazoa; Chordata; Actinopteri; Anguilliformes; Anguillidae.